Messenger RNA from Exaiptasia diaphana, 615 nucleotides. Its product is annotated as sulfotransferase 1 family member D1. The record is from RefSeq and is a predicted model, not a curated record. Gene Ontology annotation, molecular function: sulfotransferase activity. The transcript has 3 exons. Bases 1 to 615 code for a protein of 204 amino acids. Gene Ontology annotation, biological process: sulfation. Gene Ontology annotation, cellular component: cytoplasm. NCBI's taxonomy places the organism in Eukaryota, Metazoa, Cnidaria, Anthozoa, Actiniaria, Aiptasiidae.
AUGGCCGAACAUCUAAAGCGCACUCCAUACAUCCAUCCUAAUUUUCAUGGAUUUAUUGAUGGUGUAAUUCAUUUACCAGGGGUCACUAAAGAGUUUCUGAGUCAAAUCAAAGAUCUUCCAGUCAAUGCUGAGGAUUUGUUUGUCGCCACGUACCCCAAAUCAGGUACAACAUGGGUUUCUGAAAUCGCUUACCAGAUUUACUUCGACGCAAAGGUUGAUGCCAGGUCGAUCCAUAAACGAGUGAUGUUUGUCGAAAGUUUGAAAUAUGGCGACGUUAUCGUCGAGACAAAGGAAGAACUCAAUGACUUGUAUUUGAAUCAUCCUUCACCGCGUAUCUUCAAGACYCAUYURCGAUACCAUGAAGUACCCAUGGGAGAUGGUAAAACCAACAAACCAAAGUACAUCUACUUGGCGCGGAAUCCAAAAGACACUGCUGUAUCGUUCUAUCAUUAUUACAGGAGUUUAAAACCUUUCGAAUUUGAUCGAACAUGGGAUGAGUUCUUUGAAAUGUUCAUUGAUGGUCGAGUCGUAAGACGGAAAUCCACUAUAUUGAAAGAGGAGGAGGUUGACUUUAGAAAAACGGCAAAGUCUGAAGUCAAACUGAUUCUGCUUUAA